GCCAUCUUAUAUAUUAUUUACGGCCCAGAAAAUUCCUGACAGAUCACUCAAAUGACAGAAGAAAAAGAGAUGAAGACUUCACGCUGCUAAGGCAUCAACCGGGGAAACAACACUCACUCCGGAGGCCAUUGGUUUUCUGUCUGCUGUGGGUGUAUUUAUUGUUCUCCUGGCCAUUCUUUUCCUCCUUAUAAAUAAGAAGUUGUGCUUUGAAAAAAUUGGGGACUUCCCAUGUUUAGACAAACGCGGGAAGAGAAAACGACCAAAAGAAAAAUCUGGAGUUCUAAAAGGCCUUGCUCACGGACAUAAAAUUGUGGAGGACGAGCAAAUUUGAAUAUUCAACAAACAAAUUCUGGUCAUGGUUUUAGACAUGGCUGGGCAGAAUUUCUUCCAGCCGGUUUCUUCUUGGAUAUCUCGCAUGUGUGAAGCAGUUAAUCUUACUGGAGGCCCCGUAUCCGACCCAGCCACAAAUUUAACAAAAGCAGACUCAACCGUCAUCACUGACCAAACUUCAGAACUGGAUGAAUAUGAUGCCAGCCUUGAUGACUUUCCCGAAGAAGAAGAAUUUGCUUAUGAUAACCCACCACAAGUUCAUACCUCAGAUGCUGAGUCCUGGACAAGUGAAGAAGAGGAAACCAAUAACCUGGAAGAACAGCGUCAAGGCACUCCAGAAUUAGUUGAAGGCUCUGAAGACCCACAAAGCUAUGCAACGUCCAGGUCAACCCCUAUAAUCCAAGAGGACAGCCUUGUGCUAGAAACACUCUCAACAAUCCCAGAAGAUGAAGAAUAUGUAAAUAAUGAAAUAGAAACACUUUUGAGGGAUGUUGAAACACCAACUUUUAGCACUUUAGGAACAAUUAAUGUGAACAGUUAUGGGGAAGAUGACGAACUUACUACAUCUUCAGACAGUGAUGAAGAAGUGUUUAAGCAGUUUCAGAUAUCAGUGUCGCGUUCUCAGAGCUUUCGCUCCAUGGUGUCUGAAAAGGCAACACAGGCCGGCUCUGAGGGCAAGCCAAAGUUCAGCCGCUUGUUAUCAAACCACGAGGAGCUGAGCACAGAGGCCUCUGAAUGUGAAGAUUUGGAUGUUCUUAGUUACCAGUCCUACCAUGAAGAGGAUCAUGUAUCCAUACACUCUGCCCCAGCAUCUGUGGCUGGUGGGAGACAAAGUGCAACCAGACAGGAGGCUGCAUCCAUCUGUAGUCGGCAGGUCACAGAGGGGAGUCAUGAGAUGGAGACCACCUUCACCAACAAUGGCUUUGAAGAACAUGAUGAUACAGAUAACUCAUCGGGUUGGACUCCAGAGGAGCAAGACGACAACCUUCCUGCUCCCCUCCAUGAGCCAAUUUCCAAAUGUGGAGACCUGGAUGUUGUACUUAACUACAAAACUGCAAGUCAAAAGCUGACUGUAACCAUUAUGGAAGCCAAGGAUGUCCCUGAUAAGGAUCGUAGUGGAGUGAACUCAUGGCAAGUCCAUGUUGUGCUACUACCAAGCAAAAGGCAAAGAGGGAAGACCGCUAUCCAGAAAGGCCCUCAACCCGUCUUCAAUGAGACCUUUACAUUCAGCAAACUUGAGCCUGAGGAAAUAGCGAACAAUGCCCUUCGUUUCCGCUUGUAUGCUGUACACAAGAGGAUCCGGGAAAAAAUGAUGGGGGAAAAGCUGUUCUCCUUAAAAAAGGUUAAGCCAGAUGAAGAAAUCAGAAAGACAUUGGUUUUAGAACCAAGAAGCAAUUUAAGUAGUGGUGAUUCCCAGGUCAGUUUUUCUGCCAUCUCUCGCAGUGACAGUGUCUCGUCCUCUCAAUCGCUGUCACACGGUGGGGUGCCGGAGCUGUUAGUAGGGCUGUCAUAUAAUGCAACAACAGGGCGGCUUUCUGUACAGAUGAUCAAAGGAAGUCAUUUUCGCAACCUCGCUAUCAAUAGACCACCUGACACCUAUGGAAAACUCUCACUGUUAAAUUCCAGUGGUCAGGAACUAUCACGUUGCAAAACGUCCAUACGAAGGGGACAACCAAACCCAGUCUACAAAGAAACCUUCAUUUUUCAAGUGGCUUUGUUUCAGCUUACUGAUGUCACACUAAUGAUUUCCAUAUAUAAUCGACGCACCAUGAAAAGAAAAGAGAUGAUUGGUUGGAUUUCCUUGGGUCAGAACAGCAGUGGAGAAGAGGAGCAAACUCAUUGGUUGGAAAUGAAGGACUCAAAGGGUCAAGAAGUCUGUCGAUGGCAUACUCUACUCGAAGCUUAAUGAACUAUUUCACAUCAAAACUUUAUAUAUAAAAGUUUUGGGGUACAAAUUGGCAUGAGAAAAAAAAGUCAAAGUGCAGGAUAUAUUUUUUACCAUACUAGAAGAAUAUGACAUAUGAUUAUGAAUUUGCACUUCGGCAGAUUUCUUUACAGAUAUUUUCGGGGAACCUGUUCAAACCAGUGGUUGGCAUCCUAAACUAACAAUAAACUGAAUAGAACUAUAUCAUAGGCCUUUGUAAUAAGGUUUGUCCACUAAGUCACACCAGGUUGAAUUGGUCACCUGUAUCCAAUAAAUAUAUGUAUGAUAUUGGAAAUAA
This is a messenger RNA of Hyla sarda, 2552 nucleotides long. RefSeq names its product synaptotagmin 16 (gene SYT16). Bases 356 to 2236 code for a protein of 626 amino acids. The transcript is spliced from 8 exons. Lineage: Eukaryota; Metazoa; Chordata; Amphibia; Anura; Hylidae. The record is from RefSeq and is a predicted model, not a curated record.